This is a messenger RNA of Peronospora belbahrii, 1533 nucleotides long. NCBI's taxonomy places the organism in Eukaryota, Oomycota, Peronosporomycetes, Peronosporales, Peronosporaceae. The record is from the annotation of a GenBank genome assembly.
AUGGGCGAACAUCAUGAAAUAAGAGGCGAUCGAAAUUUUUCAAGCUUCGCACUCACGAGCGGCAUUGAUUGGAGUAUUUUUAAGGACGGCGAAGAGGACGCUUUUGGCUGGUUGCUGCGUAAUAAUUCGCCUGGAUUCGGCAUUGUAAGCGCAGGGGCAGCUGAAAGUAAUACAGAAACGCUGGAUAUUAUGCUUUUUGACGACGUCGAAAUGGAUCGAAUGAUGGCGUCGGCGCUGGCUCCUCAGCAGCAAUUAGCCAAAGACCAGCUAGUUGGUGUAGACACUGCUACAACGGCGGCUGGGGGGCCAAGUGUCUCUGAGGAUUCGGAAUUUGUGCAGUCCAAUGUGCGAGCGUUGGUGACGCAGAUUUACGAUGGCUCACGUACUUCAUCCUUGAGGCCAAUCGCAAAUCUGAUCUCGACACAGUCUGACGUGGCCCCCGGUAAUCAUGACAACUUGAAUAUUGGUGGAAGCGACAAAGAUAUUGAAAAUGAUCCAAACGAGAAAAUGCAAAUUAAGGAGCAUUCGGAUAACAUUCUUACAUUUUCCAAGUUGGAAAGGCCUAUUCAUAAUAAAAAGCGAGGGGGCAGUGUUGCGACGUUGGAAGAACAGUUUUUACCUAGCAUGCGAAGUACAAGGUGCAAGGUCAAAUCAAACUCUUUGCAUGCUACAAAAAGCAAGCGAACACUUAAACGGCAUAAAUGCAAACAAGCUUUAUCCCUAACGGCAGAUUCUGACCCCGAUAAUGAUACAGAAAAGAAACAGCUACGUCGAGUUAAGAACCUUGUUUCGGUAAGAGAGUUUCGCAAGCGCAAGAUGAAGCAGCAAGAGCAAAAUGAGGUUCGCCUACGUCGACUGGAAGCUGAAAACAUGGAUUUAAAGAUGCGCUUGAAAAUUGGCAAGGAGGCUAUUCUAAGCGAGCAGCGUGAGAAGCAGCAGAUUAAGGAGCAGAUGCGAGAAAUGCUCCAGCGAAAUGCGAAUGAACACGAGAUCGCUCAGUUUCUUAAUAUGUACAAGGUAACAUACUCGGACUAUGGACCAAAACGACGCGAAAAGCUGCGCUUUCAUUUAUCGCGUAUUCGAGAAUUACUUCUUCCGACUCAAGUCACAAAGUUAAGUUUGUACUCCGUGGAACAAGGCGUAGAUAUGCUAAAGCGUGAUCAUGAUAUAAAGAUUGAUCCAUUAUCUGCGCCUGAAUCGGCUACAGCUACAAAGAGUCUUUGGGGCAUAUUGGCAGACGAGUUGAAGGUGUCAGACGAUCAGCAACGGCAAAUUUUAAAGCGCCGAACUGCAAUUAAAAACGUGCGUGACGACCUAAACCACACAUUGAGCAUCGUAAAGAAACUGGAAGACGUGGCUGAUGAAAAGAAUACAGCGUUAGAGGCUCAGGUGGCGCAGCUGCAACAGAUCCUGACACCCUCUCAGGCUACCAAAUUUAUCAUCUGGGUCAAAGAAAACCCAGCCUUUAUGUACAUGCUGGACAAACUAGUGGACUCUACCUUGCAAAAUAGCUUGUAUAGCGCUGAAAAGUAA